Molecule: messenger RNA, 2235 nt
Organism: Malassezia japonica
Lineage: Eukaryota; Fungi; Basidiomycota; Malasseziomycetes; Malasseziales; Malasseziaceae
Gene: HUL4
Product: HECT-type E3 ubiquitin transferase
Exons: 2
Coding region: 1-2235 (744 amino acids)
Biological process (GO): protein polyubiquitination
Molecular function (GO): ubiquitin protein ligase activity
Source: RefSeq, a predicted model, not a curated record
AUGGCGAGCCUCGUCGUCCGCGACAAGACACGAGGCACGUCGGCGCUCGGCGCAUGGGCCUCGCUCUUUGCCGCACCGGCCGACCCCGUUGCGGCCGUGGCAGGGCACGAAGUAUACGGCGAUGCCCUCGACGAGCCGCAACAGGACACAUUUACCACGCACGAUCCAGGCGAGCUCAAGGACGGCACAGAUGUCAGGACGCUGCAUACGUGCAUGGAUGCAUGCGUGCGUGCGUACCGCGCCGACGCCCUCGAGCGGCACAGUGAGCCACUCGAUGCGUUUGUGCCGCUAUUUCAGCUCGUCGAAGUGUCACUUGCCUCGCCCGUCAUGCUCUACCGCCUCUGCAUCCGUGGCGCAGUGUACGAUGAUGCACCCCUUGCGCUGCUUCGCAUGUGGCUCGCCGACGCUAGUCUUCCGGUGCUUGCGCGCACGCGCCUACGUGACAUUGUCUAUGGGGCACUCGAUACCGCCGCCCUGCACCUCGAGGCGGCGCAGCGCCAGGCAGACAAGGAAGAGGCCGUGGCUGUGUACGAGUCACGCUAUACCCACCAGCCCAUUGCCGUGACGGACUGCGCGUUGUUGGCGAUGGAUGCUUGCGACGAGGAUCCCCAGCGCAUUGCGCGUAUCGCUCGCUCGGUCGAUCGCCGUGCAUGGAAGCAGCGGUCGGAGCGCGUCGCGUCCAUGCCGACGGACCGCCUUGCAUCGCUCGCAUCGCGCACCAGCUCGGCACUGAGCUGGCGCCUCGCGCAACACACACCGAGCGGUGCGUCGCAGCGUGCCGCACAAGCGCCAUCGUACAAUAACGACGAGACGCUCCUUGCCCUGCUCGGCGCAUUAGAACAUCUGUGGAAGGCGAACCGUGCCCGUCCCGCUGCGGCGCAGUGCGGUAUUCAUACCUUUUAUGCGGUCGCGACCGAGCUUCCGUUUGGUCUCGACGAGUACGUCGGAUGGGUCAAUGCACCGGCAUCCGAACAGGGCAUAUACCCACUUAUGGACCACCCCUAUGUCCUGAGUCUCGGCACCAAGGUGCAAGUCAUUGCAUGGGAGUCGCAGCAGGCCUUGCGACAGGCAUCCACGUACGCGUGGAUGUAUCCCCAGACAUCGACGCGCCAUGCGAUUGCCGACGGACUCCAAACGGCCAGCGGCAUGCACAGCACGCCCCGCGCGCCAGUGGGCGACCAAGGCACGCUUGCUUUGCAGGUGCGCCGCGACUACCUUGUCGAAGAUUCCAUGGGCCUACUAGGCCUCGAUGCACUGGAGCUGCAUCGCCCGCUCAAAAUCACCUUUGUCGACGAGAUUGCGCAGGAUGCGGGCGGCUUGCGAAAAGAGUACCUGCUCCUGCUGUGCGAAGAGCUAUGCCACCCCACGCGCGGCCUCUUUUGCGAUAUCAACGAGGCACCGCUGCAUGGCGUGCUGUGGUUUGCCCCCAAACCGCUGGGCGAAUCGGAUACACUGCCUCUCUACGAACUGCUUGGCAUGGUACUGGGCCUCGCACUGCUGCACCAAGUGACGCUUCCGCUGCGCUUCCCCGAGCGCAUGUAUGCGUCACUGCUGCACCGCGUAGUGCACCAUGCGCCCCCAGCGUGUACGCUCGACGCGCUGCGUGCCGUGCACCCUCAGCUGGCGUCCGGACUCGAGCAGCUGCUGCGCUACGAGGAUGCGCAUACCUCGGUCGAGGACGCGAUGGGCAUGACAUGGUCCGUGCACUAUGCUGACCGGCUGUACGAGCUUGCGCCUGGCGGCGACGCGCAGAGCGUCACGGCCGCGAAUCGCGAGGCGUACGCCACGCGCAUCGCCGAGUGGAUGCUGCACGACGCGAUCGAUGCGCCGCUCGGCGCACUUGCGCGUGGCUUUGCGCAGAUCUGUGCGCCUCCCGGCGCGCGCCUUGCGCGGACGCCCCUUGCGCUCUUUCUCCCUGCGGAGCUCGAGACGCUGCUGCGUGGCCGCGACGAGCACUUGCUGGAUGUGAGCGCAUUGCGGGCGAGUACUGCGCACGUCGGCUUCCCUCCAAAAGCCACACACGGUCCCUCGGCCGCGCACGAGAAUCUCGAUGCGUUCUGGGACGUGUGGCGCGCGCUCGACGCGCCGUCGCAGCACGCGCUGCUCGGAUUCAUCACGGGCAGCCCCCGUGUGCCGGCGAUGGGCGCGGCGUGCAUCGGUCUGCGUAUCCAGCACGUAGACGACCCCUAUGCGGCACUCGGCGCGGCGACCGAGCGCGUGCCGUGGAGCACAUAG